Messenger RNA from Myodes glareolus (Bank vole), 5289 nucleotides. NCBI's taxonomy places the organism in Eukaryota, Metazoa, Chordata, Mammalia, Rodentia, Cricetidae. The record is from RefSeq and is a predicted model, not a curated record.
GACGAGGAAGUGGGUGUUAGGCGCACGCCACCAGCUCCAUCCUUGCCCCAGCCAGUGCAGGCGCGCGGACCUAAGCGACCCGGUGCUGGCAGCCCACAGCAGCAGCACCAGGUAAGGGACCCCUGAAGGUGGAAGUUCUAGAAGCUUUUCUCACCAGUCCCUGCACAGAGCUAGCGUGAGUAUUCUUGUCAGUGGCAGAGGACACAGGAACACCUGUGUGGAAACCUGUCAAUGUCACAGACGGAAAAGGAAUCAUAAUCACUAAUGCCAACAGCACCUGACAAUUUGUGUGCUCCCCAACGCCUCCUGUGACCCCAGAGCUGUCAGCUGAUGGUCCUCAAUCUUAGGCCACAGAUGGAAGCAGGCCCCAGUCAUGCAGAAGGACAUGACAGCCUAUGUGCAUGAGCCCUCGCACAUAAAGCAAAAGCCACCUCAAGACACAGCCAUCAGCACCUCGGCCUCCAUGAGGAUCCUAGAAGGUAGACACAUACUACAGACCUGGAAGGAAGGUGACGUGGAAGACCAGCUGAGGACUGGGCUUUGAGCCUUGAAGACCCCGUCUUACUUAAUUCUUACUUAUGUCCUGUACUUCACGAGGAAUAGCUUGAUCUAUUCCCACAACAUUAGGCUAGUCACUAGACCUUCCCCAACCUUCCUUUGGCUUGGCCAGGAACCUGAAGCCCAGUGUUUGGAGCUGGAAGAGCAGUAGCCAAGGCCCAGGGUGAGUGUAGACGCUACAGGGCCCCAGAAUGGAGCCCAACGGCACUAUCCACUCCUGUUGCUUAGACUCUACUGUAUGGAAAGUCACCAUCAGUCUGAUCCUCACCACCCUCAUCCUCAUCACCAUUGCUGGCAAUGUGGUCGUCUGCCUGGCUGUCAGCCUGAACCGUCGGCUCCGCAGUCUGACCAAUUGCUUCAUUGUGUCCUUGGCGGCUACUGACCUGCUGCUUGGCCUCCUGGUGCUGCCCUUCUCUGCCAUUUACCAGCUCUCUUUCAAGUGGACCUUUGGCCCGGUCUUCUGCAGCAUCUACACCAGCCUGGAUGUGAUGCUCUGCACAGCCUCCAUCCUCAACCUCUUCAUGAUCAGCUUGGACCGCUACUGCGCUGUCACAGACCCACUGAGGUACCCUGUGCUGGUCACCCCAGUUCGUGUUGCCAUUUCUUUGGUCUUCAUUUGGGUCAUUUCCAUCACCCUGUCCUUCCUGUCUAUUCACCUGGGGUGGAACAGCAGAAACGAGACCAGGGGAGACAAUGACACCUCCAAGUGCAAAGUGCAGGUCAACGAGGUGUACGGGCUGGUGGACGGGCUGGUCACCUUCUACCUGCCACUUCUCAUCAUGUGUGUCACCUACUACAGAAUCUUUAAGAUCGCCAGGGAGCAGGCCAAAAGGAUCAAUCACAUCGGCUCCUGGAAGGCAGCCACCAUCAGAGAGCACAAAGCCACCGUGACGCUGGCUGCGGUCAUGGGAGCAUUCAUUGUCUGCUGGUUUCCCUACUUCACGACGUUUGUUUAUCGUGGGCUGAGAGGGGAUGAUGCCAUCAACGAGGUGGUUGAAGGCAUCGUUCUGUGGCUAGGCUAUGCCAAUUCAGCCCUGAACCCUAUCCUGUACGCUGCCUUCAAUAGAGACUUCCGCAUGGCUUACCAACAGAUCUUCUGCUGCAAGCUUGCCAGCCACAACCCCUACAAAACCUCCCUGAGGAUGAACAAUUCUCUGCUGUCCAGGAACCAAAGCCGAGAAGUCAGAUGGCAGGAGGAGAAGCCCCUGAAGCUCCAAGUGUGGAGCGGGAAAGAAAUCACACACCCUCAAGGAACCCCAGACAGGUGUCACCCCCUCCUAGGUGUGGAGGGUCCUCCCAUAGAUGUCACACCUGUCCCCCUCCCCUCCAUAUCAUUGAAAACCCUAUUGCCCCUGCUCCUGAACUCUUGCUACGGGGUCAAUCCUGUCAUCUGGGCCUCCGGACUCCCCCUCUCAAGUCUACCCUCCAAGCCAGCCCAAGGUCACCCUGCACGUGGAGACUCCCUUGUCCCAGCCUGAUAGGUAAAAUGCUCCCCUCAAUCACCUCAUUCUACCUCUUCCAUCCAGGGGGUCACAGAGCUGAUUUAGUUCAUGGUGGAGGAAAAAUAAAGACAUGGGGUUACAGACUAGACAGAAGAAAGUAGCCACUGUUUGGCCAGUGUGUCACCUUGAAUCCAUCAUCCCUGAUUGCUCUGUAGCUAAUAUUCACCUGUUUUGACCCUGUUCCUCAAACAUUCACUCAGUACAUGCUUGGCAGAAAUGGCUGGGUCACAACAGGCUCCCUCCACUUGAUCUCUAGAGGCCAAAGGAGGGCAUCCGAUCCCCUUGAGCUAACUAUAGACAGUUGUGGGCCACCUGACACGAAUGUUGGGGGUCAGCCUAGGUUUUCUGCAAAAGCAGCACAGCUCUCUAGCUCCUAAUCUCCACUUCGCAGACAGGCCACCGAGGCUCAGAGUUCAGCAGGUUCCCCCAAGUAACACCAGCUGGGAGUUCCUAGCUGCUCCACUACUGAGUUUUUUCUGGACGCUGGGCACCUGGCAGGUCUGAAUGUCCACAUUUUCUUCUGUCCCCAGAGUCACUCUGGGGAAAGCCAAGGCCAAUUAAGAGAUGGCGCUUGCCUGGCUCACUCAUAGCUGUGGCAGAGUGAGUCCAGAGCUCAGAUCCUAGAGAGCUCAACUGUCGUCUGUCUUCAGCCUCUAGGAACAGCAGACAGGCUCGGCGGAGCGGGGGAGGGGGCAGAGGAGCCCUCACACUUUAGAAUUACAGCAGACUAAGAACAGAUAGCCCUUGGUUUUCUCUGCGGUGCCUGGGUGGCUGUGACCUUGAGCAUCCCCCAGGAAGGUCAGUUCCCUGCUUUCCUGCUGACUGGCAGUUUGUCCUUUCUGUCUGAGGGCAGGAACAGAAAUUACCCAGAGCCAUUAACUCUACUCCUGAAGGGUGCCGACCUAGACUAUCCUGAGUGAAGAGGAUGGAGACCUCAGGAGAGAGGUUAGUCAACCCGGCUGCCCCUACUUUCUCUGUUGCCUGGGGGAAGCCAGCUCCCAGUUUGAGGCUUUGUCUGCCCCUUCCUCAGCCCUGCUGUGGGAGCACCUCGCCGGCCUAACUGCAUCACUACAAGUGAGCUUUUACCAAGUGUUCGCCAAGGCCUUUGUUAGAUGCCUGAGCUGUCGGUACAUAGCAGCAAACAGAACACAGACCCCGUUCUCAGGUGAGCAGUACUUCUCACAGAGCGGUCCUGAACCACUAGCAGCUGCCUAGAGACAAGCCGACCGGCGACAGGCUAACACUGCUCCAAAUGUGGUAGAACUAAGGUUUCAAUCCAUGCCUUUCUGUCCUCCAAGCCUGGCCUCUGGCCACCAACAAACCCCUGGACUUGAACCUGGCUCUGCUUUUGACAAAUACCUCAGCCACAGUCCUGUAGACACAGGAAGGGGAAGUCGGGGCAUUAGAAGGUUUUGACCUAUCUGUAGUGCCGAGCAGGUGGAGAGGCUGGACCCUUCAAGUCUUAUGCCCCUCACUCGCUUGCUCCCAUAAUCUCUGGGGAGAUAAGACUCACAGGCGGGCACCUAGCCUAUCAGUACCUCGGAGUGUGCACUUCCUCAUUCCAGCAGAGCCCCUGUGUAUCUGCUCCUGACUCGACAAUGACCAGAUGCCUCAAGGGCUGGAGUACGAGCCAGGUACCUUCUCCUUCACCUUUCCACACUCCCCUUGCCAAGGAGCCAGAGCUUCCUCCAGUUCCUGAGUCUGCUUUCCUCCAAAGCCACACAAGACCUUUCUAAAAAUGUCCUGACAAUAGUCCAAACCCUCUGUUGCUUUGGGAAUGAAAGUCAAAGCUGACCCAUCCACCAAAGCUCUGUGCUACUUGGAACCUACGAUUGCACUGAUCUCCUCUUGUGCACACAGUUAGCACCUCCCAGGCUACAAGACGUUGUGCCACCUUCAACUAGUGAUAUAUUUGCUCCCCUACACUGUAAGUUCUCUGAGGCUAGGCCCUGCCCCUGUCUCUUGUUGUUGGAUCCCCGACAGCCAAUCUUGUGCCUGGCAUGCUGUCCAGAUAAAUUAUUGUCCUAGGUCUAUGCAGACCCUGAGAAGUGAUGAACAUUAGUUACCCCACCGUAGACAUCAAGAAACCAAGCCUCAAAGAGGGCAGUGUGGGAGCCUAGGAAAGCUCAAAGAGAGUUUGUUCCCUUUUCUUAUACAUCAGUGGGCCCUCCCUCGAUCCCUGACACCAGGUCAGAUCUCACAGCAGCAUCCAGGGCCAUCUCUGAGUCAUAAAGCCUCAGAUGGGAAGCUUUUCCAGACCUACCCACUCCCACCAGCUUCCAUAGAUGACCCUGGAAGAGAGAAGGCACAUGACAGUAACAGAAAAAUGUAUGUCUAGAUAGGACAGUCAUCUGUAGACCCAACCACAGCAUGCCCUUACUAUGGGGUGGAACUGCUUUGUUUCCUGUAAGUUCAUUCUCUGGAGAUGGGCUGCAGGGUCUGUGGACAUGCCAGAGCUUCGUGUCUGACAGACACACUUCCCCAGAAGGGCUGUUACUAAGAGGAGUUUCUGCCCUAAACUUGUUGACUGGUUCAAGAGCCCAAAUGUAUUCAUUUCCAUCUUCUGACUCUCCAACAAGGCCUAGAUUUUUGGCAUGUUGAUUUCAUCAUUUCCUAACCGCUCCUCCGCAAAUAUUAAAAGACAGUGACGCCCCCUGUCCCUGGGGUCCUGUUGGCUGCCUUGUAUAAGUCAGGUCUCCCUCUCUGCCCUGAUGUCAGCUGCUGGAAGUUGGGUAAACUCAGUAUGAGUCAUGGUGCCUCUACUCACUGGUCGGUGACAGUCUGAGGUCCACUUUCCAGUCUAUAAAGUGGUGACAAGUCUCCCUGUCUUUUAAAGGUGUAGGCCCUUAGCAUCCCUGGCAUAUGGCAUGUGUGUGAACAAAGGGGAUUCUUUACUUCAUCAUCUAUGUCUUUCUUUUCCUGUCUACAUCUCAUCACUUCAUCUUUCUUUCACAUUUUCUCCCUCUCAGUUCAGAUACUGUCAACCCACCAAUUUAAAGUGCACACACUAGUGUUUUCCAGAACCUUCACAGAAGAGUGUGGUCAAUGUCAUAGCCUAUUUUGGAGUGCUUAUCUUCCCCCAAGGGAACCCUAUUCCCUACUGUUGUCCCUUCCCAAUUCCCGCAGCCCAUUCCUGCAUCCUCUGACUCAAAGGAAGUCCCUUGUCUCUGUAGAUUUCCUGAUCCUGGAUAUUUUGUGCCUGGCUUCUUUCAUUUAACAAGAUAUUUUC